GACUUCCAGGAAACUUUUGGCCAAGAGUCGCCGGCCGGCUUGCUGCUGCAGCAACCCCGGGACUUUGCCAGGGGGAUUUGCAUUUUGCAUUGCAGCCUCCUUCCCCGCCUUCCUGUCGCCUCUUUCCUUCCCCGCCCCUGCCUGGCCUGAUCUCGCUUCCGGAGGUGCGGGAGAUGCUCCAGAAAGCGGCCUUCUCUGCAGGGAGGUUGGCCAGGGAGAGGCAUUGACCGAGACGCAGCGGCUCCAAAGGGAAGAAAGCUAUAAGAUGGAUGACUGCAUAGAGACGCUGAAGGAUGAAGAGGAUGCUAUGUGGGAGAAUGUGGAAUGCAAUCGGCACAUGUUGACCCGCUACAUCAACCCAGCCAAGCUGACCCCCUACUUGCGUCAGUGUAAGGUCAUUGACGAACAGGAUGAAGAUGAAGUGCUCAACUCUCCCAUGCUGCUCUCCAAAAUUAACCGAGCAGGCCGGCUACUGGACAUCCUUCAUACGAAAGGAGAAAGGGGCUAUGUGGUUUUCUUAGAAAGCUUGGAGUUCUCCUACCCGGACCUCUACAAAUUGGUGACUGGGAAGGAGCCAACACGUCGGUUUUCGACCAUUGUUGUAGAGGAAGGCCAUGAAGGUCUCACCCACUUUUUGAUGAAUGAGAUCAUUAAGCUGCAGCAACAGGUCAAGACCAAGGAUGCUCAGCGGUGUGAACUCCUGGCCAAAUCCCGCCAGAUGGAGGAUGAGACAAAACAGAUGAAACUCAACAAGAUAGAGCUGCUGACCUUCCAGGAGAGGUACAACAAGAUGAAAGAAGAACGGAACAACUACAACGAUGAGCUAGUCAAAGUGAAGGAUGAGAACUACAACCUGGCGAUGAGGUAUGCCCAGCUGAGUGAAGAAAAGAACAUGGCUGUGAUGAGAAGCCGAGACCUUCAGCUAGAGAUUGACCAGCUGAAGCACCGGUUGAAUAAAGUGGAAGAGGAGUGCAAGCUGGAGAGAAACCAGUCCCUGAAGCUCAAGAAUGACAUCGAGAACCGGCCCAAGAAGGAGCAGGUGCUGGAACUGGAGCGGGAGAACGAAAUGCUGAAGACGAAGAUCCAGGAGUUGCAAUCCAUUAUUCAGGCUGGGAAACCUGGGCUGCCUGAUUCAGAUAAAGCUAUUUUGGACAUCUUGGAGCACGACCGCAAAGAGGCGCUAGAGGAUCGCCAGGACUUGGUCAACAAGAUCUUCAAUCUCCAGGAAGAGAUCCGGCAUGCAGAAGACCUCCGAGACAAGUACCUUGAAGAGAAACAAGAGCUGGAGUUAAAAUGCUCGACUCUGGGGAAAGACUGCGAAAUGUAUAAGCAUCGAAUGAUGACGGUGAUGAUUCAGCUGGACGAAGUGGAGAAGGAAAGAGACCAGGCCUUCCGUUCUCGCGACGAGGCCCAAACGCAGUACUCGCAGUGCCUGAUCGAGAAGGACAAGUACCGGAAGCAGAUCCGGGAGCUGGAGGAAAAGAGUGAUGAACUGCGGAUUGAGGUUGUUCGGAAAGAAGCUUGCGUCAUUAACCUAGAAAGCAAACUCCGGCGUCUCUCGAAAGACAGCACCUAUGAACAGAGCUUACCAAGGAACCUGCCCUUCACCAUAAUCUCUCAGACUCCAGAAGCACCCUGCCCCAAAAUAAAUGGCCAAGAGGCUGAUGACUCCUCAACCUCUGAGGAAUCUCCUGAAGACAGCAAAUUUUUCCUCUCAGAUCAGCCUCGAUUUAAAAGACGGAUGAACCUGAAGGGAAUCCAGUUGCCACGGACGAAAUCCCCUGUCAACAUGAGCAAGGCAUCAGAUUUUCAAGCGGUUCGAGGCUACGAAGAGGACCGGGCUGAGGCUGGCCACAGUCACACAGAUACCUGUUCCUCUCAUCCGAUUUCCAUCAGUAACUCGGCGUGCAGCUGUGAAGUCGGCAAAAUUCAAACCCUUCGAAACCGCAACCCCAGCAUUAUGUCCACAACCCCAGAGCCACCAGGGAAUGAUUCCAUUGUCCGCCGAUGCAAAGAGGAUGCUCCCCCUAGUAGUCUGACGGAAGACGACAAUGACAGUUUCAUCUACGACGUGUCAGAGCUGGAAGAUGACUUUCAAGACAGAUGUUCAUACGGACCUGCCUCGUUGCCAUCUUCUACAUCUUCCCACCAGUCUGAGGGGCUCGAUCUGGAGCAAGUCAACUCCAUUUUCAGGAAGUUCUCCCUGGAAAGGCCAUUCCGCCCCUCGGUAACAUCUGUCGGGCGCUUCCACAACACGUGCCACACCGUCCAACACGUCAUUCUGAGUGGAGACAGUUUGAGUUCAGAGAUCUCUGUGCUCGGGGGCAACAUGAAAGGCAGCUUCGUCAAUUCUGUCAAAUUUGGGUCCUUGGCAGAGACAGCAGGCCUCCGGGAGGGACAUCAGCUGCUUCUGAUGGAAGGCUGCAUCAAAGGGGAAAAUCUGAGCGUUCCCUUGGAUACCUGUACAAAGGAAGAGAUUCACUGGAUAAUUCAGAGAUGUAGUGGCCCCGUUACGCUGCACUGUAGAUUGAAUCACGAAGGCUACAGGAAGCUGCUUUCUGAGAUGGAAGAAGGCCUGGUUGUCUCUGGGGACUCGUUCUACAUCCGCCUGAACCUGAGCAUCUCCAGCCAAAUGGACUGCUGCUCCCUCUCGGUGAAAUGCGACGAGAUCUUGCACGUCCUCGACACCAUGUACCAGGGAAAGUGCGAAUGGUUUUGUGCCAGAGUAGACCCCUUCACUAACAGGGACCUGGACACGGGGACCAUCCCCAAUUAUAGCAGAGCCCAACAACUCCUCUUAGUUAAGCUGCAGCGGCUCAUGAACAGAGGCAGCCGGGAUGAGACAGACAGUUCAUACGGGACCCUUCGAGCUGCUCGGAGCAUGCUGCAGCCAGAAGAGCACACGCCACCGAGCGACCCCAAAGCCAGCCCUCGUCUCUCCCGAGCCAGUUUCCUUUUGGGACAGAUUUUACAGUUUGUCAGCAGGUCCGAAAACAAAUUCAAGCGCAUGAACAGCAACGAACGAGUCCGCAUCGUCACUUCAAGAGACUCUCGGGCCCGGCCAGAGGCGCAGCUGGUGACCAAGGCACUGAUUGAUAGGUUUGAAGAGUUUGACUCGGUGAGCGAAAUCAACAGGAGCUUAAGCCUGGUCCCAUACAGUUCUGUGAGGCCCACCCACUGCGACCACCGGCGGCCGGUCCUCUUCACUCCGACGAUGCUCUCGAAGACCUUGAUCCAAAAGCUUCUGAACUCUGGCGGUGCCUUGGAAUUCAACUUGUGCAAGCCAGAGAUCAUAACCAAGGAAGAAUUCUUGAGGAGAAACCAACAUGAAACGAUAAUCUACUCCCGAGAGAGGAAUCCGCACACCUACGAGUGUAUUUUCCCUGCAAACAUUGAGGCUGUUGCUGCCAAGAACAAGCAUUGUCUUCUUGAAGCUGGGAUCGGCUGCACAAAGGAUUUAAUCAAAGCCAAGAUCUACCCCAUUGUAUUCUUUAUUAGAGUCUCUGAAAAAAAUAUCAAGAGGUUCAGGAAGCUGCUCCCGAAGCCGGAGGUGGAAGAUGAGCUUUUGCGGAUGGGCCGUCUGAAUGAGAAAGAACUGGAGGGCUUGCCCUGCUUGUACGCCUCUCUGGAAGCUGAUACGUGGAGUAGCAUAGAGGACCUCCUCCGGAUAAUCAAGGAAAAGGUUUGGGAAGAGCAACGCAAAACCGUCUGGAUCGACGAGGAGCAGUUGUGAAGUGGAGACCCACCCGGCCACAACUAGGACUUCUUCGUGACAUAACAGGAAGGCCACCAGAAUCUUGGAGAACCGCUCUAUGGCUGUGCCAGUUCGCCCUGAUCCAUCUUUCUUCAGCAGGUCCUCCCACCAAAUGGCAUAAUGUUGUGUGUCAGAGAAGAACAAAACUGAGUCUUUGGCAAAGGGCACCCCCAGAUGCCACCUUGGCCUCAUGACCAGGACUGUGCAGUGGAACCUCCUUCCUGUGCCAUGAGCGUCGUUCCUUUCAAGAUAGCAGCUGGUGAAUCCUGGUGAUCUCAAAGGUCAUCUUUGCCUAGGAACUUAAAAUCAGGCUAGGAGCUUGGACCGCAUGAAGGAGAUUUGGGGAGGCGCACCCACCUAUUAACCGAGAGCGAGAUGGAAGCCCACACGACUCACAUGGCAAAAGAAUGUUUUCCCUGACUGAGGUUCCAGGUUGCCCAGCAGUAGAGCUGCUCUUGAAACAUAGAUUCACUACACUGAUGUGUUAUUUUUAUACCAGUUUGGGUGAUACACUGUCCUGCAGUGAAUCCUGGAAGCUGUAAUUUGGAAAAGUGCUGAGUAUUGUCUGAGAUGCCUCCUCAGAAAGCUGCAAUUCACAGAGUUCUUUUGGGAGAUGGAAAGAGGAUCUAUAUUGAACUGUGUGGAAUAUUCUGUAAUUUCAGUUUUGCAGGCAGUAACUAGCGAUUUCAAAAAGGUAGGCAUCAAAGAAAUAAAUAAGACAUCCCACCCCCCAAAAAAA
Sphaerodactylus townsendi is the source of this 4493-nucleotide messenger RNA. RefSeq names its product caspase recruitment domain family member 11 (gene CARD11). The record is from RefSeq and is a predicted model, not a curated record. The transcript has 24 exons. Lineage: Eukaryota; Metazoa; Chordata; Lepidosauria; Squamata; Sphaerodactylidae. Gene Ontology annotation, molecular function: protein binding. Gene Ontology annotation, biological process: positive regulation of canonical NF-kappaB signal transduction; regulation of apoptotic process. Bases 266 to 3733 code for a protein of 1155 amino acids.